Molecule: messenger RNA, 2075 nt
Organism: Daphnia carinata
Lineage: Eukaryota; Metazoa; Arthropoda; Branchiopoda; Diplostraca; Daphniidae
Gene: Ssdp
Product: single-stranded DNA-binding protein 3-like
Exons: 16
Coding region: 575-2011 (478 amino acids)
Biological process (GO): positive regulation of transcription by RNA polymerase II
Cellular component (GO): nucleus
Molecular function (GO): single-stranded DNA binding; protein binding
Source: RefSeq, a predicted model, not a curated record
UCACUAGACUACCACACAGGCAGUAUUGCGCCAGUCACCCAGUCAGCCUUGUGCGUCCUCUCGCUGAUCCGACGCUGCUGUGUAUCUGAUUAGACAUCCCGCCUCUUGAAACAGACAGACAAAUUCCGAGGGUGUCAUUCUCUCUUUCAUUUGUCGUGCAUGUGUCUUAUGUGCCGGUUAGUCUACUGUAGAGUUGUGGGUGAAAUUCGACAGCCAAUGUGUGUACGCGUCGCGGCCAUGAGUUAGAAAGUGUGUGGCGUCGCGCGUGACACUUCCCUCUCCCAAGCGAGACCUACCGAGUGUGUGUGUGUGUGUGUGUGUGAGUGAGUGUUAGUGUCUGUGUGUAUGUGUGUAUACCUUGAGUUUACGUACACAUCAAAGAGAGAGAAAGAGAGGGAUUUCUGUUUUAUUUCUGUUUUGGGAAGUUAACAUGCUUUCCCGACAGAUUCAGUGCGCCUGACAAAAACAAGUAACGAGGAGAAACCUAAACAUUAUUUCGCGACGACUGUGAUGUGCGUGAGCCAGUCUGGCCGGCCGUGCCCCCAAAGUAGCGAAAACGACGAAAAUUGACAAUAUGUACGCGAAAGGCAAAGGGUCGACGGUACCCUCGGACGCCCAAGCUAGGGAGAAGUUAGCAUUAUAUGUCUACGAGUACCUGCUGCAUGUGGGAGCCCAGAAAGCCGCACAGACAUUUCUAUCCGAGAUUCGGUGGGAGAAAAACAUCACCUUAGGAGAGCCACCCGGUUUCCUUCAUUCGUGGUGGUGUGUAUUUUGGGAUUUAUAUUGCGCGGCGCCGGAGCGUCGAGACACAUGCGAUCACUCCAGUGAAGCCAAAGCCUUUCAUGACUAUGGUUUCGUCAAUUCCGGCUAUGGCGUCAAUGGCAUCGCACACAAUGCCGGUCCAGUGCCGAGCCCGCUGGGCCAGAUGGCGCCAGGAGACGGCAUGCCAGGAGGCCCGAUGCCGCAUGGAUUCUUUCCAAAUUCGGCUAUGAGACCGUCUCCGCCUACUCACCCCGCCUCGCAGCCCUCGCCACACCCUCAGCCGCCUACACCACACUCGCAGAUGAUGCCAGGACAGCCGUUUAUGGGACCACGUUAUCCAGGCGGACCGAGACCAGGCGUUCGAAUGCCUCAAAUGGGACCUGAAUUCGGCGGGCCUCCUGGCCAACCGAUGAUGCCCAACAGUCUGGAUCCCACUCGGCAAGGUGACGGCGAGUUCGUAGGUUGGCAAGGUCCUCCGAUGUCCGGCAUGGGUCCCAGACUCGGUGGUCCGAGAGGUCCGGGUGGUAUGGGUCCGAUGGGCCCAGGUGGGCCUGGCGGAGUCCCAGGAGGUUAUGGUCCUGGUCCAGGAAUGAGAGGACCAGGUCCCGGAAUGAUGGGUCCUGGCGGUCCUAUGGGCCCUGGAGGCGGUGUCCCGGGCGGGCCCGGUGGACCUCUACCAAACAUGGGAGGCAUGGGUGGGCCAGGAGGUCCCCGGCCACAGUGGCAGCCCAAUUCAUCUACGCCAAUGAAUUAUCCAUCGUCAUCGCCUGGCAACUACGGGGGUCCACCCGGCUCUGCUGGACCUCCAGGUCCCGGCACACCCAUCAUGCCUAGCCCACAAGAUUCGUCUAGUUCAGGAGGGGACGGCAUGUACACGAUGAUGAAGUCUGUGCCGGGUGGAGCCAUGCCAGGACAGGACUUCCCAAUGGGUGGUGGACCUGAAGGAGGUCCUAUGGGGCCAAUGGGUCCUUCAGCUAUGGGCCCGGUUAUGAACGGUGGGGACGGCCUGGAUGGUAUGAAGAGUUCACCAGCUAACGGUGGCCCGGGAACGCCACGCGAUGAUGCCGGUGGAAACGGCGGUGGAGGAGGUGGCGGAGGAAUGGGUGACUACAACCUCGGAGGCUUCGGGGGUCCCAAUGAGAAUGAUCAAACGGAGUCGGCGGCCAUCUUGAAAAUCAAGGAAAGCAUGCAGGAGGAAGCCAAGCGAUUUGAGACCGAUUCCGACCACCCCGAUUACUUCAUACAGUGACCUUAUCUUUCCCUCCUCACCUUUUUAACAUUUGGCGCACACACAUACACACACACACACACAU